Messenger RNA from Hypoxylon fragiforme, 1548 nucleotides. RefSeq names its product DHS-like NAD/FAD-binding domain-containing protein. The transcript has 4 exons. The coding region runs from base 346 to 1473 and encodes 375 amino acids. Gene Ontology annotation, molecular function: NAD+ binding. The record is from RefSeq and is a predicted model, not a curated record. Lineage: Eukaryota; Fungi; Ascomycota; Sordariomycetes; Xylariales; Hypoxylaceae.
CGAAAUUCUUUGUACUCGUAAUCAGACGCGAUCCUUGAAAACAUACCUAUCAUGCUACCACCUUGAACUUAUGACCCUAUCACAACAGUCUGACGCGUCCUACGGCUGCUGUGACAACAACUACCUAGGUAAACAAUACUAAGUAAACACCAAGCACAACAAUUCCCCUUUUUAGAAGCCUGAGGCGAAGUCACGUGGUGAUUUUGUCCGGCAAGACUCGUAUCAUAACCCCAGCUGAACAAAUGCUGCUGCCUACUCGAAAUCUCAUAUAUCAUAUCAAAGCAAAACAUCUGAUUUAUACCUAGGUAUUAACUCGAAAUUUCUCUGCACAGAUAUCCAUCCAAAAUGGCCAACACCGCGCCCAAAGUCCCUGCAGAGGAACGUCAAGAGGCGCCGGAGGUCGUUGACAGAAAGGCGGAAGCGCUGGCGAAGCUGAUACGGAAGAGCAAGCACAUGGUGGUCUUCACGGGGGCAGGUGUCUCCACGUCUGCUGGAAUCCCCGAUUUUCGUGGUCCGGACGGGAUAUGGACGCUGAGAGCGCAGGGAAAGCAGCGCGCGGGUGCGGUUAACACGCUGCAAGCGGUGCCGACGCUUACACACAUGGCGCUCGUGGAGCUGCAGAACCGGGGGAUGCUGAAGUAUUUGAUCAGCCAGAACUGCGAUGGCUUGCAUAGGAGGAGCGGGAUCUUGCCAAACAACUUAUCCGAGCUUCACGGAAACAAUACCCGCGAGUCCUGCAAAGACUGCGGAAAGGAGUUUAUCCGCGACUUCCGAGCCGUCGCCUCAUACGAAAAGACCGUGCACGACCACCGCACGGGACGGAAAUGCACGCUCUGCGACGGCGCCCUCCUCGACAGCAUCAUCAACUUCGGCGAGUCUCUGCCCGAGGCUCCCCUGCAGCUCGCCCGCGACCACGGCGCGAGAGCAGACCUCUUCCUCGUCCUCGGCUCCUCGAUCACGGUGACGCCCGCGAACGAGAUCCCCGAGGUAGCGGGCCGGAACCGCGGCGCCAAGCUCGUCAUCUGCAACCUGCAGGACACGCCGCUGGACGGGCUCGCGGACUUGCGCGUCUAUUCGAAGUCCGACGACCUGAUGCUCUGCGUGAUGGAGAAGCUGGAUAUCCCGAUCCCGACGUUCAUCCUCCGGCGCCGGCUGACGGUGCAGAUGGAGACGACGGGGGACGAUAGGCGGCAGCUGAGGGUUUGCGGCGUAGAUGUGGAUGGCACGCCGGUCUCGUUUCUCAGGUCGGUGAAGCUGGAGUAUAAUAGGCGGGUGGCCCGGUCCGAGCCUUUUGUCAUUAACUUCCGUGGUGAUGUUGAGCCGGGGACGGAGCUGGUUCUUCAGCUGGAGUUUAUGGGGAACUACUGUGAACCGGAUCUAAAGAUCAGCCAUGAGUAUAGCGGUGACGAUACGAAAACGCUGUACUUUUUGGAAUAUAAUCCGCAGACUAGGGAGUGGAAGACGAGUACCUAACUACAUAAUGUGGCCUUCCUUCCGGGGAUGAUACAAUUUAUGAACAAUGGACAUGCCAGAUAUCACGUCUCACGC